ACCUGGAUAGUCAAAGAGCUCUUACAGUGUCAAGUGCUACCUUCCAUUUCUCUUCGUGUUUGACCUCAGUGAGAAGCGGCAGGUGGCUCCCCCUAGUGUUAGGGGCCUGGAGGCAUUGGGAGCUCUAACCCUAAAAGUAUUCUAGCAAACUCGGGUGGCGGUGUUGUACACCUUUAAUCCCAGCACUCGGGAGGCAGAGGCAGGAGGAUCUCUGUGAGUUUGAGGCCAGAGCUACAGGUCUACAGAGCGAGACCCAGGACAGAUAUCAAAACUACACAGAGAAACCCUGUCUCGGGAGGGAAAAAAAGUAUUCUAGCUCUUGUGUAGGAUUCCUAGCCCUCGACAGCUUUACAGUUUUUAAUGACAGCAGUGUUAUAAUUCUUGGCCUAGGUUUGAGACCUCUUGGCUCUUUGGAACUCUUCUGGCAUCCAGGGCUGCAGCUCCUCUCGUCUGGGUUUUGAUGCCUCAGCUGCUGCUCCUCGGCUGUCACAAGCUGGCUGCCCUGUCCCUUUUGCAGUUUGGUCACUGCCGCUGCCUCCCUGCUGCUUCUUUCUUCUGGAUACCAGCUCAGCCCACAUUCCUGACAGCAGGACAGCAGUCUCAAGGGAAGACUUUAGCUGAACCUAAAGCUACCACAGAAAGGGAGGCAGCACAGGAUAGUCUCUCCGAAGGGGAACCUGAGCAGCGGCUUUCAAAGCCUAAAAGGGGCGCUUCCUCCAAGCUCAGCCUUGGCACCAGCCUCAGCAGUUCCUCCGCUAGGCCACCAGGGGGCGGAUUCCCCUUCUCAACGUGGUGGAAAUGGUCGCAAGGUCGCCUAGAGUUCAUCCAGGCUUGUGGUAGGAGCCUGGUACAAACUGUUUCAAAAAGCCCUGCGGCUGUGCCUUCCCCAGCUGAAGCAAUCAGCGACCUUAGCAAUAGCUGAAGUAAUACCUUGCCCGGUAUAGUCAGUGAGUGCUGGCAGAAGGGCGUCCGCUGGCUGUUGACUGACAAUCCUUUUGCUCAAGGCAUCCAGGACAACCAAGGGAAGCCCAGCAGCUGCUAACUAAGGGGUCCAGUGGCCUCAGCACCCCAAUAUCUUUGCUUACUUACAGGAAAUGAACACCAGAGUGCUUACAAUUCAAAGAAAUGUGGCCGGGCGGUGGAAGCGCGCACCUUUAGUCCCAGCACUUGGGAGGCAGAGGCAGGUGAAUCUCUGUGAGUUCAAGGCCAGCCUGGUCUACAGAGUGAGUUCCAGGACUGCACAGAGAAACCCUGUCUCAAAAAAACAAGCAAGAAAGAAAGGAAGGAAGGAAGGAAGGAAGGAAGGAAGGAAGGAAGGAAGGAAGGAAGGAAGGAAGGUGAACAGUGCUUAUCCCAGUGCCCCGGGGAGAGAUGGGUGUCAGGAGGAUCCAAUCUUUACUUCAAAGGUAAAGGUGCUGGCUGCCAAGUCUGACAACCUGAGUUCAACCUCCAGGAUUCACAAGGUGGAAGGAGAGAACUGAGUCCUGAAAGUGGUCCUCAAACCUUCACAAAUACUCCAUAGCGCUUUUACACACACACACACACACACACACACACAAAUAAAUAAAUGCAAUAUUAAUUUUUUUUAAAAAGGCCGGUCCUGAGAGCUGGGGAGGUGGUUUACUAGGCAAAGUGCUUGAGAUACUAACAUGAGGAUCUGAGUUCAAACUGCCAGCACCCAUAUAAAAGCCAAGUGAGAGAUGUGUGUCUGUGUUGCCGAGAUUCCUCCCUGCAGGAGAUUCAGACAACAUCUACCCCCUCCUUUACAGUGCCAAUGAUAAACUGAGGUACAGUUCCACCGAAGUUCACUCUGGGGAACCAAUGAGUUUAUUAGGCUUCCUUACAGAGCAGUUGGGGAGGGAUGACAGGCAGGAGCACAGAUGCCCUUAAAGCCAUACUGGAAGGUUGGCAUGGAUGAUGACUCCCCAUGACUGCGUACACAGAGCCCCUCCUAACCAUUUCCUAGCUAUAUAUUCUACCCCUCGUCUUCGAUCCCACAUGCUAUGGUUGCCCCUCCUCUGUGAGGUGAGGUAGCACCAACAGUCAUUAAGCCCAGCCAUGAAAGCAGGCCCAGGUUGAUGGUCACAGAGUGACUUGGAGGAUAGUCUGUACAGCUAUCUGUAACCCCGGCAUUGGGGCAGGGGCAUAGGUAAAGAGGUGGAUGGGGGAACUUGCUGGCCAGAUCAAUAAAUUCAAAGUUCAGUGAGAGACUCUAUUUCAAAAAAAUAAUAAUAAUAAUAAGAUGGAGAUCCGUAGAGGAAGGCAUGUGACUUAAAUGUUCGGUCUCUACACAUGUACGUGUGAGUAAAUACACACACAAAAUAAAUACAUAAAGAAAUAAUCAAAGUCAACACUGGGGUCAGUCCAGAGAACAGGGAGUAAGGAGCCACCAUCAACACAGUUGUGCGGGCCCAUGUAGGACAAUGUGGGAGUCAGAGAGGCUGGAGGCUGGUAUCUCCAGAUAGAGCCAAGGCUUGAGGGUGGGGUGUGACAACCCCAGUGUGAGACCUUUCUGUGACUCCAUCACUGAACCCCAACUUCAUUGUUCCUUUAUCCAUCCAUCUUCCUGAAGCUCGCCAUCCAGGAACUUCGCAGUAAAGGCAGGGUGGGGGAGGAUGCCUCUCCCAAGCCUCUGCAUAUCUGAAAAUGUCUUUACUCUUUGCUCCUGCUCUAAUUGCAUGAGCUAGAUGUACUAUUUUAUCUUUUUAUGGUUGUUUUAGUCAUUUUUGUGGUGCCAGGGAUCACAUCUUAGCCCAGCAUAAAUAUUAAGAGAGUCAGCGGUCCCCUGGGAAGUGUCUCGGUCACCUCCACAGUUUUUCUCCCUAGAAGCUUUUGUGAUUUUUUUUUCUCCACCUGUGGUGUUCUGACACAUGACAUCAGUGGCCCACCCUCUGGUAUGGCAGCCUGGUUCACGUCAACUUGAAAUGCUGGGUACUUUUGUAGGGGACACCUUCCCAAGUUAUUUUAUUGCUACAAACUAGGAUUCUUCGAACAACAGAACAUUAUCUUCUCUCGGCUCUGGAGGCUAAAAGUCUAAAACCAAGGUGACAUGCUACCUCAGAAGGAUGCUGGGAAGGCCUUUGUCUCCUCUGGCUUCUAGGGCUCCAGGUGUACCCCACCACAGCAGCUCUGGUCCCAUCUCUGCCACCAUCUUCACUGGGUCUUCUCCGUGAUGUCCUCUCCUCUCUGUCUCUAUCAGGACACUGGCUGUUGAGUGCAGGGCUAUCACAGGGUAACCCCGCCUUAAGAUAUGCCUAGCAGGCCGGGCAGUGGUAGCGCACGCCUUUAAUCCCAGCACUCAGGAGGCAGAGGCAGGUGGAUAUCUGUGAGUUCAAGGCCAGCCUGGGCUACAGAGUGAGUUCCAGGACAGGCUCAAAAGCUACAAAGAGAAACCCUGUCUCGAAAAACCAAAGGAAAAAAAAAAAAGGUAUGCCUAGCCAUUUUUCCCCAUAAGACUAUAUGGGCAUCAUUAAUCCCCCUGCACAGCCUGUAACCAAAAGCCAGUCAGGAAAAAUCAGGUAUGUUUACUUGAUUUCAACAUUACAUAAUAUAUUUAUUGAAACGCCACAUUCAUUCAAAAUAUGUGCAAUUUGUGCUCUGUGUGUGUGUGUGUGUGUGUGUGUGUGUGUGUGUGUGUGUGUGUGUGAUCACAUACCUGUAGUCCUAGCUGAGGCUGUAGUGGAUCUCUUAACCCAGGAGUUCAAGACCAGCAUGAACUACACAUCAAGACCCUUUCCCUGGAAAGAAAAACAAUAGCUAAUUUUAAGUUAUCCCAUUCUAGAAGAAAAACCUAAGUUAAAGUCAAACUUGGUCACAUUACCAAGAGGGAUUUCUUUUCCAAGGGAAUGAGAAGGGAACUCACAGGACCUGGCUGUGUGUGGCCGGGAUGCUGGGCACCAGAGCAGACCUGGCCUUGAGAGCUUCCUGGUCACACUCAACCCCUGUCCUGCUGUGACUUCUUGGUGGAAACUCUAGUGUAGGUGCUCCUGUUAGAGCCAUUAUCAGCCUGUCUGCCCCAAACACAUCCACCAGAACAGCUUCCCAAAGAAACUGUUUGUGCCUGUUUGAAGCUUGUUUCCCUGGGAACCUUGGGUUCUCAGAGCCCAUUGGAUUGGAGACGGAUGCCUUUCAUUAAGAUGGCAGGAAGAACCUGACACUCAGCCAGGACAGAAAGAGGAAAACCAUUCAAGUGGUGAGCUGUCUGAGACAGACUCAAGGAUCAACCUCAGCUCCUGUGUCUGUGUCUCCCGGCAUGGGCUGCUUGAAGGAGAAGACCCUGUCUUUUCUCCUCAUUUUUGUGUCCAUAUCUGCAUGUGGGACUCUGUUGCAGGAAGCUGACCCAGCUAGGCAAAGAAAACCAUUUUUUGAGAGGCUUCGUCGACUAGAAGAGCAGUUUCAGAGAUUCCAACAGGUGACCUUAACACACCUGCAGGACAUUGCCAACAACUAUAACGUGCACUACAAUGUGGAUGCCCGCUUCCAGAGUCUGGUGGAAGAGAGCCAGGCCAUAGCUCUAGCAGUGAACCAGUCUCAAGCCGCCAUACAAGAGGAUGUGGCCCACCUAAAAGCUUGGUUUAGGAAGAGCCAGCGCAGGAGCCGGAAGGUGGAUGCCAAGCUUCAAGCUUUGAACCUCACCCUAAGCACAAAGAGCAGGAAGUGGGUGGAGGAGGAAAAGGAGCAAAAGGCACAGAGGGAGGCAACUGCAAGCCUGGCCCUGAGCAUUCGGGCCCUGCAGGAUGCAUUGGCAAGCCUAACACAGCAAGUCCACAGCCAGGAUGCCAGGCUUGCUGCUCUGGAGGGGCAGAUGCAGAGGGCCUCCCCUGGUACUGAGGCUCUGGAGCUGACUACAGCCCCCACCCCCACUCAGCUUGCUCAGAGAGGCCCAGGCUCCUUGCAACUGUGGAGAAACAGCCAGACACCCAGGCCUUUACUCCAGCACAGGAGUUCCCCCCAAGACUUCGCUGUCCAUGUCCAGAAGACACAGAAGUUCCAAGCCCCAAGCAGCCAUCAAGCAGCCCUACCAAGGACCCACCAAGGACCAGAAAGAAUUUGCAGCUCGGGACCGGUGCUAACGUUUCCCAACGCCUCCACUGAAAACGUGGUCUUUCUGAGCCCCGGCUUCCUCGUGCCCCUACGAGCUCUGUCCUUCUGCAGUUGGGUCCGUGUGGCCUCCAGCCACCUGGGCACCCUCCUUUCCUAUGCCACCAGAGACAAUGACAACAAGCUAGUACUGCAUGGCCGAGACUCCCUGGUCCCCGGCUCCAUCCACUUUGUGAUGGGUGACCCGGUCUUCAGGGAACUGUCCCUGCAACCGCUCCUGGAUGGUCAGUGGCACCACAUUUGUAUCAUCUGGACAUCCACGGAGGGCAAGUACUGGCUCCACAUAGACCGAAGGAUAGUAGCCACCGGCUCCCACUUCAGAGAGGGCUAUGAGAUCCCUCCUGGAGGGUCCCUCGUGUUGGGCCAGGAACAAGACACUGUGGGGGGUGAGUUUGACAGCUCUGAGGCCUUUGUAGGGAGCAUAUCUGGCUUGGCCAUCUGGGACCGGGCACUGGUCCCUAGAGAAGUUGCAAAUCUUGCCACUGGGAAAGAGCUCCCGGCAGGUGCCAUUCUGACGCUGGCCAAUGCCACGUCGGUGGGUGGAUUCGUGCAGAGGGCCAAGUGUACCUGCCUGGAGCAGUGUCCAUAGGCUGCCACACACGGCCUGCAUCACAGUCAAUGCCAGCAAGAAGAGGCCAACACAUUCCAAACCACUCCCCUGCCAUCACUGCAGGGCUGGGCACCUGUGCUCUGAGGUAGGCACCCCCUGUCUGGAGGAUGGGAGUAGAUGGAAAAUGUGUAAUGGAGAAAGAGGGGGCCCCAGACUGCAACUUACUAUAGUGGAAUUCUUUUGUUUGGUUGUGGUUUUGUGGUUUUGUUUGUUUACUGUUUUCUGAGACACGGUCUCACUCUGUGGUCUUUAUUGGCCUAGAACUUAUUCUGCAUCCCAGGCUGGCCUCAAACUCAUAGCAGUCUGCCUGCAGAGUGCCAGAUGUGAGUCACCAAUCCCCCUUCCUUCUUUCCUCCCUUCCUUCCUUCCCUCCCUCCCUUCCUUCCCUCCCCCCUUCCUCCCUUCCCCCCUUCCUCCCUUCCCCCCUUCCUCCCUUCCUUUUGUUUGACAGUUUCUCACUAUAUAGUCUAGAUAUAGUCUUACUAUAUAGCUUGAAUUCAUGAUCCUCCAGCCUCUUGAGUGCUGAGACACCUGGCUUUCACGGUGACAUUUUUACAGGCUGCACCUUCGAGGUCAUUGUCAGUUCAUUUGUAGUAUGCUGUACUAUCACCCCAGCUGAGCUGGAGGACAGAACACUGGGCUUUGGGGCCUUCCUUCUAACUCACCUUUGUAUGCAUGAAAGGCUGUCAGACAGAUGAGAGGCCAGUUCCUGGGGACCCUCUUGAAACUACACAGGAAGUUCUUAAAGACUCACUGAAGCUUUCCUGCAGACAUGGAUGUUCCAACAUCCCUCUCCUGAAAAAGGCUUAACAUUCUGUUCUCUCUGCCCCUUUCCAGGCACCCUGGGCAUUCGCUGUAGGUCAGCUGGUCGUUUCUUGUUCUGUUUCCCUGUGAUAGCUGUUGCAGCUUUCAGAACUACCAUUAAAGACACACUAGUAAUGCUUUAAAACAUAAUUUCUGAGGCAUAAUUUUCAUAUAAUAAUAUGUACCUUUUUGUUGCUGUUUGUUUUUUGUUUUUCGAGACAGGGUUUUUCUAUGUAACAAUCCUGGCUGCCCUGGAUCCCACUUUGAAGACCAGGCUGGCCUUGAAUUCACAUACAUCCACCUGCCUCUGCCUCCUGAGUGCUGGGAUCAAAGGUGUGCGCCACCAGUGUCCGGCUAAUAUAUGCCCUCUUAAAAAAUUUUUAAAGGUUUUAAUAAAAGUGCUGAGUUGUGCAACCAUCACAAUCUA
This is a messenger RNA of Peromyscus californicus insignis, 6941 nucleotides long. It is a transcript of the gene Ptx4, whose product is annotated as pentraxin 4. Bases 4253 to 5689 code for a protein of 478 amino acids. The record is from RefSeq and is a predicted model, not a curated record. Lineage: Eukaryota; Metazoa; Chordata; Mammalia; Rodentia; Cricetidae. The transcript is spliced from 3 exons.